This is a messenger RNA of Galleria mellonella (greater wax moth), 2293 nucleotides long. RefSeq names its product retinaldehyde-binding protein 1-like. Gene Ontology annotation, cellular component: membrane. The coding region runs from base 239 to 1270 and encodes 343 amino acids. NCBI's taxonomy places the organism in Eukaryota, Metazoa, Arthropoda, Insecta, Lepidoptera, Pyralidae. The transcript is spliced from 6 exons. The record is from RefSeq and is a predicted model, not a curated record. Gene Ontology annotation, molecular function: phosphatidylinositol bisphosphate binding.
GCCUACUUUACAAUUCCGCGGCAGUGUUAUACCGACACUCGGUGCGGUGGGUCCGUAGCCAUCGCCGAAAUUAUAGUUUUAAAUUUUUUAUGUAUUAAUUUUUUUUUUAAUAUUUUAAGUGGCAAGUUUUGUGAUAAGAGAAUUUUUGAGGUGAAAAUUCUAACGGAUUGUUUUGAUAAAUUUAUUUUCUAACUGGAAUUAUUUUCUUUGCUGGAAUUUUCUUUAUCGGUAGGAAAAAAUGGCGACGUCUGUUCUCCAACCUGAAGAAUGUAGACGUGAACAUGAGCCGAAACCUGAUAUAGAACCGCGACUGACUGAAGAUGAGAGACUCCAAAUUUUAGAAGCUAAAGAAAGAGAGACGGGGGAGUUACCGGUGGAAUUAAGGGAGAGAGCUAGGGUAGAGUUAAGAGAGGAGGCAGGCUUGAGAGAACAAGCACUUGUGCAGAUGCGACAUUUUAUUGAGAAACACCCGGCAAUAAAGAAAUCUCGGACAGAUGCUCCUUUCCUUCUGCGGUUUCUACGUACGAAAAAGUACUCCAUUCCACAAGCAUGUUCAAUGCUGGAACGCUACCUAACCAUACGACAAAUGUAUCCGCACUGGUUUCAAAAGUUGGAUCCUUUAGACCCUAAAAUUGCGGCGGUAAUCGACGCUGGAUACCUGGUACCAUUGCCGAAGAGAGACGCGGAGGGAAGAAGGGUUGUGCUUUCUUGUAUGGGCCGCUUCGACCCCCAUGUCUACGACAGCUGUGUAAUGGCGCGCGUUCAUUCCAUGAUCGUGGAACUUUUACUGGACGAGCCGCGCUCCCAGCUGCUCGGCUAUACCCACGUCAACGAUGAAGCCGGUAUGCAGAUGCCCCACGUUAGUUUGUGGUCAUUGAGUGAUGUUCGCAUCAUGCUCAAUUGUAUACAAAAUUCGACACCGAUGCGACACAAACGUACACACUUCGUAAAUAUUCCACAGUACGGGGUCAGAUUUUUUGAGUUCGCUGUAUCUCUACUUAGUGAAAAACUUAAAGAUCGAGUUAUGUUUCAUCGUACCAGCGAGGAUCUUACAAAACAUGUCGAUCCAGCCAUUUUACCAAAGGAAUAUGGUGGGACUGUUCCACUUAAAGACAUGAUUGAAGAGCUAAAGCGCAAUCUUUUGAAACAUAGAGAUGAGUUGCUGGCUUUAGAUGAUAUGUAUGUUGAUCUAUAUGCUCUCGAGAAAAAUGACCUUACUCAAGAUAUACACUCAACCGCUGGAUCUUUCAGAAAACUUGAAUUAGAUUAAUAAUACAAUGAAAAUGUUGAGUGGAGCUAUGACUGAAUUAACAUGAAUUUAAAUUCUCAAAACAUUUUUGUUUAUAAAAUUUUUAUUAUUGCAUGCAUUCUUUAUUUCUGUACAAUAAGUGUAUAUGCAAACCUUUUUACUUUUUGUAUUAAUGUAUCACUUUUAACCGCUUCGGCGUCGCUCACUAGUUUGGUUGUAGUUCAAAUAGAUUUAGAGUAUUUUUAUCUUCUGUGUUAGAUAUAAAUAGUUAAUGAUAAUAGUUGAUUGUCUAUAGCAACACAUAGAACUUAGUAUAUAAAUAAGGCAACUUAUUCACAAAGUGGUGUAGCGAUGUAUCGUUAUGUAAGAUCAAGAUUUUAUAAAUAGUGGUACAAACUUUUUUCCUGUUUAGCCAAGCUUUUUCGCAAUUCUCGGUUCUACACCUCUUCUUAUUUUAAAAGUUUGUGCUAUUCUCUAUAAUAUACAUACUGCGACUACUGGCUAGAACGAUGUAGCGUCGCACCACUCCGUGGGUUAGUAACCUAUGAAUACCGUGAUUAUUUUCUGUGAUUUAAUAAUCGCACACAAUUGUAUUUUGCUGAAGGGAUCUCAAACAUUCACAUAGUUAAGAUUUAUAAAGGGCUAUUUUAAUAAAUAUAAAUGCUUGUUUAAGCUUCGUGAAAUUGUUAGUUGUUUAAUGUUGCUUUCAUCCUGUACUCUCUAUUAUAGUAACUAGUGAGCUAGUGGCAGCCGUCGGUGGUGUCACGUUACCAUUCUUAACUGGUUCUAUUCCAACAAUUUUUGCAUGUUUCAUAUUAAUUACUAAUAAUAGAUUAGAUUUUUGCCAGCAUCAUUAUCUGAGACCUGCAAUUUGAAUUAUUUUAUUGCAUACUUAUAUAGUUCUACAAAGACAGCUUUUGCUUGUAGGCUUAGAGUGAAAUUUAGAAUACAAAACUUGUGUAUGUUAAUUAAUUUUGAUAUUGUGUUACAGUAGGAUAGGAUAUUUAGUAAGGCUUUGGAAAUAAUUAUAUUAUAUACAUAACA